AUGGACAUCACCACCGCCCGGGCCGAGGGCCAGAAGGAUGCCGUCGAGAAGCUCCCUGGCGACGAUGCUGGGACCGAUAUCGAGGUACAGAAGCCCUCUUCUGUCGCAAAUGGCGAGAUCGACGGUACCACCAAGAUGGAGUCAAUUAUGGCGGUCUGGGGAAAGCACGGCAAAUUGAUUGUCAUUCUUGUCAUGAUUCUGUCAAUGAUUACCUAUGAGUUCGAUAACACCACGAUUUACACCUACUAUGUGUACGCACAGUCGAACUUCAAGAAGAUCUCAAACCUAGCAGCUUUAACAACAGCCGGUGGAUUGUGCUUUGCCGUCCUCAAGCCCCUAGUUGCUAAGCUGUCCGAUGUCUUCGGUCGUACCGAGCUGUAUCCCGUCUGGCUCCUCUUCUAUCUGGUGUCCUACGCCCUCUGCGCCAAGUCGCCCAAUUAUCAGAGCUAUGCCGCCGGAUACAUGCUGCACAUGUUCGCCCAGACUGGCGUCAAUACGCUGAACGAUAUUCUCGCCGCCGAUGUAUCGUCAGCGAGGCAGCGUGGGUUGGCAGUGCAGUUGCAGUUCCUCCCCUUCAUCUUCAUGCCAUUUUCCUCGGCUUUCGUUACACAGUCCGUCAUCAACGGAAUUGGUUGGAGAUGGGGAAUCGGCAUGUUGGCUCUCAUUAUGCCCGUGGGUCUUGGACCGUUGAUUGGCGUUCUGUACGGCUACCAGCGAAAAGCCAAGAAGGCCGGCUACAAGGCCAAGAUGGAGAAGAUAACUGUCUACGAGUUCUGCUCUGAAUUGGAUCUCGGAGGUAUGACCCUCUUCAGCGGAGGAUUAGCCCUGGUCCUCCUUCCUGCUACCCUCGCUGGCACUCUCGAAAAGGGGUGGGAGACCGGCUGGGUUAUUGCCUGCCUGGUCCUUGGCGCAUUGAUGCUCAUUGCUCUUCCUCCCUACGAAUACUACCUGGCCAAGCACCCGAUCGUGCCUCCCUACUAUCUCAGAGACCUCACCAUCACCAUCGCGCUCAUCAUGUACACACUCGACAGCUUGGCGCUAGGUGUGACUCACAGCUACUUUUACACCUGGUUGAUUGUUGCGCGAGGCUACAAGAUUCGGAAUGCACUCUUCAUUUAUGAUGCCAACCGAGCCAUGCAGUGGUUCACGGGUCUGGUCAUGGGUGGUCUUAUGUGGUGGACGCGAAAGUACAAGUGGAUCAUUGUUGCUGGCUCCAUCAUCCGUAUGAUCGGCUACGGAGUCAUGUUCCGCAUUCGACACGCUGACAAUCCGACCACCGGCGAGAUUGUUGUCGUUCAAAUGAUUCAAGGUUUCGGAACUGGUCUGGUCGGCACUGGUUGUUUCGUCGCAGCCACCGUUUCUGUCCCGCACAAGGAAAUUGCCCAGAUUACGGCUUUGGCUGUCUGUCUUUCUACACUGGGAUCAACCAUUGGCACUGCUAUCGGUGGUGGUAUUUAUACCAAUCACUUCAAGCAGGAGCUAGUCAAGGAGCUUGGCAGCAAUGGUACUGCCAAACUCAUUGCUACUGUUUUCGACUCCAUCACUGCUGGUCUGCCUGCCAUGGGCACACCUCAAAGACAAGGAAUCUCAAGAGCUGUAGGUGCCUUCGAGCCAAUUUUAUUUUCCUCGUAUAUUAACAUGCUACAGUACAACACGAUCAUGGGCUAUUUCACGUAUGUUGGCUUUGGCUCUACUGUUCCGGGUCUGAUCUUGUCCUGGUUCUUGCCUAACCGCGUUCUGACGGACAAGCAAAACCUGGUGGAGGAUGACCCUGCGGCGGAAGAGCUGAAGGACGUCAAUGCUGUUGCUGCAAAUGACGAGCCUGAGAAACCACGAACAACUUGA
This is a messenger RNA of Phaeoacremonium minimum UCRPA7, 1845 nucleotides long. Its product is annotated as putative siderochrome-iron transporter protein. Gene Ontology annotation, biological process: transmembrane transport. Bases 1 to 1845 code for a protein of 614 amino acids. The transcript has 5 exons. NCBI's taxonomy places the organism in Eukaryota, Fungi, Ascomycota, Sordariomycetes, Togniniales, Togniniaceae. Gene Ontology annotation, molecular function: transmembrane transporter activity. The record is from RefSeq and is a predicted model, not a curated record.